This is a messenger RNA of Caenorhabditis auriculariae, 11553 nucleotides long. Lineage: Eukaryota; Metazoa; Nematoda; Chromadorea; Rhabditida; Rhabditidae. The record is from the annotation of a GenBank genome assembly.
AUGAGGAGGCUCUUGUUGCUAUCUCUCGCGGUCCUGGCGAGAUGCCAAACACAAACUCGAUUUGACUGUUUCCCAGAGCCUCAUGGAGCUUCUCAGCAGGCCUGCGAGGCUCGUGGCUGCAUCUGGAACCAGCAAUCCCAGCCGGUACGGCUAAAUAUAUUCCAAAAAAACGUCUUUCUUCUUCAGCAAAGCGUCCCAUGGUGUUACAUGGCGCCUGGCGUCGGCUACAAACUCGGCUCGCAGUCGGGCGCAACGUACAGCUUGAAGAAGAACAGCGGACCCAAAAAUCCGUGGGGCCUCGAUUUUCCGGAUGUCCAGUUGACCACCAAGACCUAUGGAAGCAUUCUGAACGUUAAGAUUACGUCUGGUCAAAGGUGAUUUUUCGAGUUGUAUAUACCUUCUUUGAAGAAAGUAUGAGUUCCCAGGUAAAUUUCUAAAAAAGCAGGCAGUUAGAUUAUUUUCCAGGUUAGGUUGAUUUUUCAACUUGAGAAAAGUUGGUUAUUUUGAGUUUUUCUGUAAUAUUUCAUCUUUUUUCAUGUUAAGAUUAAUUUUUCUCAGAGUUUCUUUGACUUUUUCAAUAUUUUUGACCCGAAAUUUCUGAAUUCCACUCGAUAUUGAAACAAAAACACAUUAAAAAGUUUCUCGGACCUCGGAAACGCAAACCGGAGCUUUUCUAGUGAUCCCUUUAGCGGCGUCAGCACUCAAGUGAUCCCUAGAAUGGCUCAAAACGUCCGGUCUGCGUUACCGAGAUCAGAGAACAUUUUUUUCAGAUAUGAGCCGCCCGUCGACUUUCCCAAACAACCGGCGACGUCUUCUGAGCAACUCACUCUGUCCACCGACGCUUCUACCGACGUCUUCUCUUUCGCCGUCGUCCGUCAGAGCAAUAAUCGCAAGAUCUUCGACACCAGCAUCGGUUUUUCAAUUUAAAAUAGAUAAUUUUCAAAAAAAAUCUUCAUAGUCUGUUCAUAUUUUAAAUGUCAAGUCUGCUCACAAGCUCCGCCCCUAAUGGUGCGAUAAACCAAUCAGAGAGCGAGCAAUUUAUAGAUCGUUUUUGAAUGACGUCAUUGGACAUGACAUUCAAAAUCUGAACAGACUAUAGUCAAUUCAUGGCUAUCUAAGGGGCGUGUCUGCGCUCUCCACCAAUGAGACGCUCUUUUUUUGUAAAUCGUGUCAGAACCCUAUUCUCGAUGGCUCAAGCUAGCCGUUAAUCAGUAGGCAAAAAAGCUUCCUAGAAGGCGUUCAGUAACCCUGUUCUCUUUCCAUUUUUGCCUCCGUCUUUUUUGAGCUUUUCCUAGCCUUGUCUUUCAGGCGUCUAAAUAUCAAGCUUUUUCUGAAAUUGCAAAAAAUCUAGAAGCAAAAGCAAAAAAAAAUAAUAAAAAAAUAUCCUCUCCAUAACCCUUUGAAACAUUUCCUUUUGAAGAUUAUGGCUUUAGGAGGCCUGAUUUUCUCCGACCAAUUCAUCCAAAUUGCAACCUACCUUCCCAGUGAGAACAUGUACGGCUGGGGCGAGAAUACUCAUCAAAAUAUCAAGGUAUGAAGUUUACCGAAAAUUGAGAUAAAAUUUGGUCUCAGCACGACUUUUCGGGAUACCUCACCUGGGGAAUGUUUGCCAGGGAUCAGCCGCCGAAUUCUGGAUCUCUCGACACGAUGAAUCUUUAUGGUAAGAAGGGGUACUGUAGGGAUCUUUAUUUGGGGAAAUGCUUGUUGAAAUCUUGGUUUUGAGUGUUGUGCAUGAAAAGGGGCUGGCAGGUCAUAGUCGGCCUUUUUUUUGUCGGCGUUUUUUUUAAAGAAGCUCAAGAUUUUUUUUAAGGAAGUUUUAGAGCUUUCUUUGAGACUUGAGUGUUAAAAAAAAUAUGUUUCAUCCGGUUUUUACAUACUUACUUUGGAAUUUCAUGACUUUUUUCAGGAGUUCAUCCCUACUACAUGUUGGUGGAGCCGGACGGCAAAACUCACGGAGUUCUUAUUCUCAACUCUAACGCCCAGGUUAAUCAAUUAGCGUCAAAAAAAUUAGACCAAAAAGUUUUCAAAAUGAAAAAAAUUAUAUCACUUUCAUUUUUUUGUUAUUCUUGCAAUCACGUCCUGAAGCCCUUUAAAACAAAAAAAUUUUUUUAUUUUUUUGAACGUUUCUGAGCGAUAAAAGGUUCAUAAACAAUUCAUUCAACAUUAUAAAGACGGCUGUUUUGAGUCAUGGAAAAAGAGUCCUGACACGAUAAAAGACGAGGUAGUACCUGGUAAGGGGAGACGCAGACAGGCCACGCCUCUUUACGUCCCAAGCUAACCGUGAACCCAACAAAAUUUCAACUUUUUCAAUUUUUUUCGAGAUUCAAACACGAAAUCUUAAAGGAUCUGGUCUGAAUUAUUUAAUGUAUAGCUUAAAUUUUUAGGAAGUUACCACGGCCCCCGGCCCUUCCCUGAUCUACAAAACGAUCGGUGGAAACUUGGACAUUUACUUCUUCCCCGGCCCAACUCCCGAACAGGUUCAAAACCUUUUUUGAAGCUCUUUUAAUGAAAAAUCUUCAAUUUUCAGGUCACUCAGCAGUACCUUUCCUUCAUUGGAAGGCCAUUCCUACCUGCCUAUUGGUCACUUGGAUAUCAGGUAACUUGAUUUUUUUUUUUCGGAGUUUUUAUAUUCUUAGAAUUUGAGAUGAUCGAAGUACGAAAAGAGAUAGUGAUUUGUUAAAUGAGAGAAAUAAUGUGAAAAUAUAGGAGUUUAGUGCAGAAACCCGCACAAUUUUUCAAUAGCGGGAAUUUUUCUGGCGCGCCCGAUAGUGUUCUGAAAUUACUGAAACAUUGUCCGAAAGUUUGAGGUUUUACCUUUUUUAUCUUGAGGGAAUAUAGAGAUUUCUUCCUUUUUUUUCAAGGGAUUUCGUGAAAAAAAAUUUUUUGAAGCUUUUGCGAUCAUAAAAACACCGGAAUAUUGCGCACAAAGUUGAAUUUUUCUCGUGAAUUUGACCUUUUUGAGCUAGACAAGGAAGGUCAUUUUACUUUGCGGUUGGUAUUUUUCUGAAAAUUGGUCAGAACGCUCCUAGAUGUACCAGAAGAAGAUUCUCAAAGUCUCAACCUGCACAACUUUUUCGAUAAAAGACGCUGCGAAGUCAAAGAAAACCCUCAAAAUCCGUUAAAUUUGCAUAUUUUGAGGCUUCGAGCCUUCAUUUUUCAAAAUGUAAGAAGUUGGGCAGGUUAAGACUUUCAGAAUCUUCAUCUGGUACAACAAGGAGUGUUCUGGCCGAUUCUCAGGAAAUUCCUAACCGCAAUUUAAAAUGACCUCCUCUGUGAGGGAAUUCAAAGCUUUUCCCUUUUUUCUUUGCGAAAAAAUAGAAAAUUUAUAUUAAGCUUUCCCGAUACGGUUACAAGAACUUGGAUGAUGUAAAGGCGAGAAUCGGCGCGGUUAGAGACGCCGGAGUUCCGAUUGAUAUUGGUAAAAAGCCCAAGUUUCUUCUUUCGAGGGUAAAUUCUGGGUUCCAGGAGUGAUCGACAUUGACUACAUGGACCGUUACAAGGAUUUCACGACUGGAUCGGUGAGGAAAUCAAAAAAAAAAUUGAUUUUUUAAAUUUUUUUUGUAUCAGAUAUUUUUGUAGUAUUCAAAGUUCUUUUUGAAAUUUUUUUUUUCUCUCUGCGCUCUCCUCGUCUCUCGGCGACCCUCUCCUGUUGAGGUGCUGUUUUCUUGUUGUUCUGACCUCGCCGACGAGGGAACAGAGAGACGCAGACACGAGAAACCUUUCAAGUCGUAAUAAACGAACCGGGAAUUUGUGGAAGAAUUGAUUCACAAAAAAACUUGACUCAAAAAUCAAAUUCAGAACUUCAACGGAUUGAGCAGCUACGUGCAGCAAAUGCACGACUGGAGCAUGAAAUUGAUCCUAAUUUUUGAUCCGGCCAUCGAAGUCGAUUAUCCGAGCUUCCAGCGAGGCAUUUCCGCGGUGGGUUUGAUUUAAAGAAAGGUAAAAUUGAUCAAAUCCAGAACGCCAAGUUCAUCGAAUGGGAAAACGCCAACCAAGUGAUGCACAGCAUUCAAGACAUGGUAAGGUUUCGAAAAGUUCAGUUGUUGAAAUUAAUCAAGGGCGCUCCAUCGCUAAUUAACACUUAAGUGAUCCCUAGAUGUUCUCAGAAAGUCCAAGGCGCGUCCGAUUUGCAUUUGCGUUACUGAGGUCUGAGAAUUUGAAAGUUUAUCCGUGGAGCGAAACUGAAUGAUUUGUCGAGGCCGUUACUGACUUUUUCAAAAUUAUUAUUUUUCUCUUCAUAUCUAUUGAUUGAAAAAAAAUGUUAUUAAAAAGGUGAAAAUUCCAAAAAAUCUUCUUUCUGUCAAAAUUAAUUUUUUUCGCUCAAACUUCCUACAGUAACCCCGAAACCCUACAGUACCCCCUCGCCAAAGACACCAAGAUCAUGUUGGGCGUGGUUUGGCCAGAUAAUCACGUCGCCUUCCCCGACUUCUUCGAUCCGACGAGCAAUACCCAAAAUUGGUGGAUCAGCGAGUUCAAGAACUACAGGUCGCAGGUUUACUGUAGCUUUGGAAUGGCUUUCAAAGAGAAAUAGUUUUAAAGGUCGCCUUUGACGGCAUCUGGAUCGAUAUGAACGAACCGUCCAACUUCGGCACCAAUGAUCCUCAUCCGUGGUCGGUUUUUUAGGGGAUUUUGGGAGUUUCAGGAAGGAAUUUAUAAAGUUUUUAAUGCGUUUUGUUCAAAUUAUCAUUGGGUGAAGAAAGUUUCAAGUUCCAGGCACUUCUGAUAUAAUAUUAUUCGUAGUUCAAGGUUCGAAAUCUCGAAAAAUUCUUUAAAAAUCAAGGUUCUUCCCACUAAACUUGACUAAGAGCCCACCUCUUUACUCAUGAAAUAACGUGUUAAGGUACUUCGACAACCCAGACCAUCCGAAUGCGGCGCCGUUAUUCUGUCCGAUGAAUAACUCCUGGGACAUGCCGCCGUAUCUGACUCACUCUGUUUGGCGUUUCGGCGAUGCCAGCACGGUAAAUGAAACCUAUUUUUCAGACCACUAAGAAAAAAAAGCUUUCUUUUGUAUUUUAUUGAAAUAAGAGCUUUUUUAGGGAGCGAUAUAGCGCAAGAAGUUUGCUUAGAGGGGCGUGAAAUUCCAUGAAGAUCCUAAAAAUACUUAAAAUUUUGCUGUUACUAUUCUCAAAAAUGAAACAGAAAUAUGGAGCUUCAACUUGAGCUUUCGGUAUUUUGCUUUCGGCACAGCUUACUUCCGCUGCGACAUAGGGAAUUAUCCACAAAAAAACCUUCUUCUCACACCAAUAAAUAUAUUUCAGGGAGCCUACCUCGCCACAAACACUUUGUGUUUGUUGGCCGUUCAAGCCAACAAUCAGCAGCGAUUCUACAACACCAAGAACCUUUAUGGUACAGAAAAUUGAAGAAAAUAUUAAAUCUAUAAGAGUACAGGAUUGAGUGAAGCAAUCAGCACUCAACAGGCCUUGUUCCAAAGUACGGGAAAGCGCGGAGCCGUUGUUUCUAGGUUGGUAUUUUUUUUUGUUUAAAUAUAAAGACCAUGGUUGGGAUCCGGUAUAAUCUCUUUUUUGUCGUAUUGUUCUGCACUCCCUAGCUCAACAGGUUGAGGGCCUGUCUACGGUCUACAGGGUCACAAGUUCGAUCCCCGCCGCGACAUAACCAAGGGGCUUGAGAAAUGUUGCUAGUGGAAGACCAAGGGCGAUUUAUAUUGAAUAUAAACGCCGUAGCGCAACAGGUUUUGGGCUUGUCUACGGUCCACGGGGUCACAAGUUCGAUUCCCGUCACCCAAAGGGGUUCAGCAAAUGUUGGUAGUGGGUAACCACGGCUUCUUGAUCUUGCAAUGACGGAUAUGUCACUAGAGCCUAUCUGAUUAUCACUGAUAUCAGGAUAGGACCUUGCCACAUCGCUUCUUUAAAGACCGCCAUUACCUCCUCCCAAGACACCCCCGUGAGGUUAGAAGUAAUUUUUUUAUUGCUGCCAAUACUUCUUCCCUGAGUUCAAAAAUCAUUUUUACUCGUUUUUUUUUCGAUAAAUUUUCGUAAGUCACUCCUUCCUCCUGAACAAAUUGAAUGUGCUCGGGGUGCCGACGCCGCUCAAGUGGUCCCUAGGCAUAAGGACAAGAAAAAGAAGACUAUUCUGCCCCACCUAUGUUUUCAACUAAAAUUUUGAGGUCCACGUUCCCGUCAGCCGGUCGGUACGCUGGUCACUGGCUUGGCGACAACACGGCCCGAUGGGAGGACCUCCGGACUUCGGUCAUUGGCGCCCAGGAGUUCAACCUCUUUGGAAUACCGUAAGUUUGAAUUUUUAUGAAGACAGAGGCGUUGAGAUCGGAAAAAAGCAAAGUUUUGUCAUUCGUCAAAUUAUUAUCUUUAAUAGGAGUAAGGUUUUUUUUAUUCUAUUUCAUUGAUUCUUAUAUGUCGUCACUCAAGUAUUUUUAACCACAAUUAGAUUAUCUAUUAAGAAAAUUUGAAAGUUUAGCGAACGUUCUAAUCUAAUAGCCCUCAAAGUUACGUAAAGUUCUUCAUUGACGUCAUCAUGAGACGUUUUGUUCUAUAACAACUUUACAAGUUUACUGAUCCCUCCAAUUCCUUUAGAAACCGGCAGCUUUUGUUCAAACCGCCCUUCUAUUCAAUGAAAAAAUUUAUCUACAAAAGAUCCCGGAGAUACGAGAACAAUAUAAAUUAAUUCAAAAAUUGGCCCUGAUUCCUUAUUUACAACCAAAUGAAAACUUGGAAAAUGAGUACGGUAGAAGGAAAGACUCAGAAAAAGAACAAAUCGGCGCAGUCGGUUAGGUCGGCGCUGUCAAGGCGGAUCGAGGGCGGACAGCGGUCGUACAUCCUGGAGAAGGGGUUGGAGAUGAUCCCAGCCAGGGCGUUCAGGCUCUGGAAUUAAAUAAUUUAGUCUCUUAGGAUGUCCUAUAACGCAUCGGUUGCAAAUAUUUGAUUUUAUAGUCGGGAUUUAGAAAUGCUUGAGGCGUUGUGGUUUGAAUCACCCAACUUUACAUUUUUAAGACUUCUUCAGUGAUUCUUGAUCCUAUUGCGCGCAAGUUGUUUUGGGUCGGGCGCAGUUAGGAGAAUUUUUUGUAGAUAAUGCAUCUCGUAGAAAAACAGGAACGAUUUUUAAAAAGUUCGAAGGUAAGCUCGAAAAUCAAAGAAGGAUUUUUAUGUAGGAGCCCUAUCGUAACACAUUUUUAAGAACCCUAAUCUCGAAAAUUCAUUCUUACAUGUCGUUGUUGAGCUCUGAUUCUGUAUUUUAAGGACGAGUCGAUAGUUUUCAGUAGUAGCGAGUCGAUUCUGGAAAAAAAACAAUCAAGUUAUCAUAUUGAUUCCGAAAUGAAUCAUUUUUCGGGAGGAAGAAUGUCAGAAAUGCCGACCCAAUAACCAUCAAAAACGAGACACACACGAAACGCGACCGUCACAAAAAUACGAAAAAGUGUUGGUGUUCCUCAUUUGUGUUAACUUAACCGAUUUCUCGCCCAAAAAAAAAACUUUUUUGGGAGGGUCUCUCUCUCCUCGACCACACCCAGAUAUAAUGCGCUUAGUGACGAAGGCAUCCUCCUAACUUCGUCUCCAAUUUCGGGAGCAGCACCAGACGCCUUCUCGAGAACGGAUUCUCGAGGAUUUGACUGUCUUUUUGGUCUUUUGUUAGGUUGGUCUAGGAUGAGUUAGUAGGGGCAAGUUAGGCUAUGAACUUGAGGAGAAGCUCAAAUCGUUCCAUAUGAUUUUUCUUACUAACGGCCUGUUAAAUGAUUAUUUUAUUCAACUGGUUUCGAACGUUUUUUGGUCUUCUGUUGUGUUCGUCAAGGAAACAGCAGCCAAAAAUUAGGCUACGAACUUGAGGAGAAGCAUUUUUGAGCUUAUUAGUUCUGUCUGAUUUUUUCUACUGACUACCUGUUUGAUGAAGGUUCUCAGAUGUUUUUUCCUUGAACUGGUUUUGAUAGGUCUAUUUAGUUAUUUGUUUAGUUGGUCUAGGGUGGAGUAAGGAAAAAUUAGGCUUCGAACUCAAAAAAAAACCAUUUUUGAGCCUGAUUGUUCUAGCUGACUUUUCCUACUGUCUGCUUCUUUGUAAAAGAUUUUUAGGUCAGUAAUUUUUUUUCUAAGAAAAGCUUUGGUUAAAGUUUUUGAUGAGUUUCCCUUCGGACUAUAUUUUAAGGAAUUUUUUUGAAUAAGAUAAGAUUUUUCUUGCAUAUCUCUACUAGCUCGCGAAAAAAAUUUUUUUCUUGAUCUUUGCUGCGAAUUUUUCCUUCUCAACAGGUUUUCACGAGUUUUUUUGUGUAGAAUUGAACUUUUUCUUCGAGGAACUUCUCAUUUUUUUAUAAUUUUUGAAAAAAAUUGUGAUUUUUCAAAGCCCUGCAAUUUUUUUAACUAAAAGUGCUCAUGUCGAAAUUAAAUUUAUCUACCUUUCCAUAGUUCUUUUAGGAUUCACCGUGUUUAAUCUCAUUCAUUCGCAUUUUUUUAUUAAAAUUGAAUCUUUUUUUUUUUGUUAAACUCAUUUUUCUGCUGCUUUUUUUCAACGGUCACGCCGUUUCUGGAUUUUUGACAUCUGAUUCUAAAAGUUCAAUUUACUCGGAAAACAUUCCUGGUUCAGUUACGUCGGCUCUGAUGUCUGUGGCUUCAACGGCGAUUCCAACGAGGAGCUCUGUCUUCGGUGGCAGCAAAUGGGCGCUUUCCAUUCCUUCUUCAGGUAUUUCUUUAAGAUUUUAUAAACAAUCUUGAGGAUCUUGAAAUGAGCUGAAGCCAUGAGAAGCUUAAAAAAUUGAAGUUUGAAAAAAACAAUUCCUAGAAAUCACAACACGAUCGGAGCUCCCCCACAAGACCCUGCCGUUUGGCCAUCCGUAGCAGCGGCGUCGAAAAAAGCCAAUUUGUUCCGUUAUCAGUACCUCCCGUACUUGUUCAGGUUGAGGCUGUAGAUGAACAUAAUUCUGUAAAGCCCUCAACUUUAGCUUGCACUUUAUCGCGUCGAUGAAUGGUGGAACCGUGGUCCGACCGGUGUUCUUCGAGUUUCCCAUGGAUACGGAGACACUCAACCUUUCCGAGCAGUUCAUGUGGGGCAAGUCGAUGCUCAUCGCUCCUGUUCUGAAACAGGUGGAUACUUGAUUAAUGAAACUGAAAUCCCUGAAAGAUGUUUAGUUAAUUUGAUCUAGAAAGAGAGGUUUAAAAAUUUUUUAUCAAAGCGUAAAAAUAAUUUUCAACUCUAGAAGGUUUUUUAAAAAAGAGGAUUCUUCAAUCGCAGGGAGCAGUACUGACUUUAAUUUAGAAGGCAAGGAAGGUUUUCAGCUUUUGAAGAUUGUUUUUCCAUGUAUGUUAAGAUCAUAAAAUGAAAAGUAGAAAAUGGAUGUUUUUUUCCUAGAAUAAGGUGUUCUUAAAGGGAGCCACCUCGGUGAAUGUGUACCUGCCUGAAGAUCGGUGGUACUCCCUCUCCGACAUGACUUAUGGAAUUAUCGUUUCCGAGGGCUACCGUACUAUGUCCGCGCCCACAACUUCGUUGAUUCCAGUUUUCGUCAGAGGUUUGUACAGUCCGACUUGAAAGGUCCUGACUUCUCUGCGCCCUCCUCUUCUCUCGGCGAUCCUCUCAUAAUUACGUGCUAUUUUCAUUUUUCUCUGACCUCGCCGGUGAGGGAGCAGAGAGACGAAGACACUCAGAAACUGUCAAGUCGUGACGGGAGGACUUUACUUAUUCAUUUCAAAAAAUAUUGUGAUUACUUUUUUCUGGGAAGUUUGAUUUUUCGAACAGUUUUUCUAGUUACCUUUGAAGUAGGGUAAAGAAAAAUAGCAUGGCCAGAAAUUCGUAUUUCAGUAUUGUUCUCCGUUCUUAAGCUGAAAAAUAAAUUUUUUCAAUCGAGGUAUAAUUUUUUCUUUGUUUUGAACUUUUCCCAUCUUCUAUAAUAAUACCUACACAUACAUAGAAAACGGUGUGAUACUUUUUUUCGUAGAAAAUCUCUUUUUUUAAAAGGUUUUUUUGAAAAGAAUAGUGGUGAAAAUAAAGGACUGGUGAAUUAAGCUUUUUUGAUGAAAAAAGAUGUGAAAUGAGUUGAAAAUUUUUUUUCUGAACACACUUCAUUUGAAGUAAUUUUUCCCAAGCAGAAAAAGUUUGAAGAACUCUAUGAUGAUUUUUGAGCAUCAUUUAUUAAGAAAUUUUCGCGCUGAAACUCAAAAAAAUUAGUCUAAUUUUUACUUCACUCGGAAUUUCCCAAAUAUAUAUUUUCUCAGGAGGAAGCAUCAUUCCCCGACAAACGCCAGCCAUCACGACGGACGCCACUCGUCAAAAUCCAUUCGAGGCACUUGUCGCGCCAGGCAACCGCAAUAUUCCCGCUUUUUUUUCUCAUCAGCCGGAUUCAGACGCCAAUGGAAACGCGGAAGGCGUCCUCUACUGGGACGACGGCGAGACGAUCGUCAAGGACUUCGGAAGCCAUCCGUAUCAUCAGUGGCAGUACACCUACAACUUCACGAGUGGAGGCACUACGAGAUUGUCGAUUAAACACUCGAAAUCGGUUGGUAGUGGAGGAUGGACUGGGGAAACAGAGUUCAGAGCCGAAAUUAAGAUUCGAGAUUGAAAAAAUCUUCUGAGAAACAACUUUAGUUCCCUUGAAGCCACUGAGUUCAAAGAAAACGUAAAAUUAACCAUUUCAAGUUUGAAAUUUGGGAAAAGUUAUAGCGCAUUCCGGGAAAUUAGUGAUAUUCCAGAUAUGAAAAUUGGAAGUUUGAUCGUUUUAGAAUCUCACUUUAAGUGAGCCAGAGUGGUCCCUAAAGGGGCAAUCUUUGAGAGCAGAAGAACCAAAACCUUCCAAAAAAGGUCCAUAUUGGGGUUUUAGCGGCCCUUGUAGGGGAAACGUUAUUUGAUUUUUGUGUAUGAAAACAGCGUGAUUAGUCGAACAAGUUUUUUUUUAAUAGUCUUUUUUUUAAUUUUCAGGACUUUACAAAGAAUCAAAAGGGGGACCGCUUAACAUUUGGGGCUUAGUGUUCAGAUUCUAAACCCCUAUAAGGGUCACUUAAAUUCUGUAGUACUAUUUUGUCACUUAUGGAGGUUAUACUUCCCCUAACCACUCUAAGAACCUCUCUGGAGUUCCUAAAAACUCCGUUGCUAAUUUUAAUCUAAACAAAAAUAUCUUCGAAUUGAAAAACUCAAAAAUGCUCUUAAAGACCACCGUCCCUGUCCCGACGCUCGACAUCCUCGAAAUUUUCGACUUCCGCGGAACUCCCGACUACAGAUCCUUCAAGCUCAACGGCCAAACUGUCAAUAUCAACGUCCAGACGUCUUCCUACAGUCCUAUAACCAAGGUUGAUCUCGUCAUGAAUAAAAAAGACGUUUUUGGUCAAAACUGUUUUCUAUGAAAAAGUAAAAAAGACUAGGAUAUGCUCCAUCGAUAGUCCUAACAAGCUUGCACUGAAAUUACUCCUAAAAACUUCCUUAUCACCACUAUUCUAUCAGGCUCCUUUAAAUUUAUAUUUUUUUCAGAGAUUGUACAUCUCGACCAAGGGCCUUAUCGAUUUGUCCAAAGGUGACGUCGUCCUCGAAUGGAACAGUUCCAGCUCCUCAACCCUCGAAUUUUCCCCGAAAAUGGUUGCGCUUGAGAGCAACCGAUACGAGCUCAAACUUUGA